This is a messenger RNA of Ostreobium quekettii, 467 nucleotides long. Lineage: Eukaryota; Viridiplantae; Chlorophyta; Ulvophyceae; Bryopsidales; Ostreobiaceae. The record is from the annotation of a GenBank genome assembly.
AUGUCGGCGGGCGCGUCGGCCUGGGUAUGCGGGGGAGCGGCGGCGGGCGGCUUAAAAAAAGCGCCGGAGCAUCGGCCGGGGCAAUGUCGCCAGGCGCCGCCGCGCGGGGCCGGUUGGGGCGUCGGAUCGCUGCGAUCGGCGUUCCGGGGGGCGGCGGUGGAUGCGGGAUGCGGGGAGGCGCGCGAACGGCGGGGCGGGCGGAGCGAGGCGGUGUGCUGCUCGGGAUCGGCAGGCGGGGACGCCAUGACGAUCGCAGUGACGGGGGCCACAGGCCUAAUAGGAACCCGGCUCGUUGCCCGCCUGUCCGCCCUUGGGCACAAGGUCAAGGUGCUGACCCGCAACCCAGGCAGGGCCAGGGGGAAGCUGCCCUACAGGGGUCUCACCUUCGUUGGUCCUUCACAGUGGGAGUCGACCAUCUGCGGAUGCGACGGCGUUGUCAACUUGGCGGGGGAGCCCAUCGCCACGAG